Messenger RNA from Tupaia belangeri chinensis (Chinese tree shrew), 1108 nucleotides. RefSeq names its product fibroblast growth factor-binding protein 1. Bases 124 to 822 code for a protein of 232 amino acids. Gene Ontology annotation, biological process: cell-cell signaling. The record is from RefSeq and is a predicted model, not a curated record. The transcript has 2 exons. Gene Ontology annotation, molecular function: growth factor binding. NCBI's taxonomy places the organism in Eukaryota, Metazoa, Chordata, Mammalia, Scandentia, Tupaiidae.
UAUAAAUAGCUUACCCUACCUUGAUCUGCUGCUGAGGCUGCUGUAAACCUGCAGGGUCACUCUAGCAUCUGGGAUCGUGUUGGAUCUGCAAACUUGGAACAAGGUGCCCGCCCGGUUGAAGCCAUGAGGAUCCACAGCCUCACCCUGUUCUCCUUCCUGCUCCUGGCUGCUCAGGUGCUUCUGGUGGAGGGCAAAAAGAAAGCAAAAAAUGGACAUCACAGCAGAGAGACAUCAAGGCAGAGGGACACUGAGGGCAAACCCCAAAUUAAACAGAGAAACCAGACAUCCAAGUCCAUGACCAAAGGCAGCUUUGUCACCAAAGACCAAGCUAGCUGCAGAUGGGCCAUGGCUGAGCAGGAAGAGGGUACCAUUCUAAAGGUCCAAUGCUCCCGAACAGACAAUGAGUUUUCUUGUGACUUUGCUGGGAAUGCAACUUCAUGUCUAGAGUUCAAUGAAGAUAAGGUCUAUUGGAAACAAAUUGCCCGAAAUCUGCGCAAAUUGAAGAACAUCUGCGGGUCCUCCAAGAGUGUCCUGAAGUCCAGGGUGUGUAGAAAAAAGUUUCCAGAGUCCAAUCUCAAGCUGGUGAGCUCCACUCUCUUCAGCAACAUAAAGCCUGUCAAAGAGGAGGCAGGGCAUGCCAAGGUCAAAGAGGAAACCCACUCUGGCCCAGCAGUGACAGACAACAAGGCCAUCAAAGAUCCUGAGUGUUUGGAGGAUCCAGAUGUAGCAAACCAGAGAAAAAUUGCCCUGGAGUUCUGUGGAGAGUCCUGGAGUUCCAUCUGCAGAUUCUUCCUCUCCAUGGUACAGGACAAAUCAUGCUAAUGAGGACAAAAUAGAAUAGAGUCUGUUAAGAGGUGUCUUGCCAUACAUUAGCCCAUCUGUAUGCCAUAAAUCUCUCCAAAUUCCUUAUAAGAUAUGAACCUUUUGUGCUAUGGGAGUACAGUGGAAUAUUUCAAUAGAUUUUGUAAAUUUUGUUGCUGUGUUUUAGAAUUUGCUUUAUUUUUACUUCUUUGGAUGUGAUUAUCAGGGACUAUACACCUCAUUGUUUGGUUCCUUGACCCACAAAACUAUAUAUGAGUAGUGAAGGCCUGUCUUUGAUCUGAACAAA